Momordica charantia (bitter melon) is the source of this 926-nucleotide messenger RNA. Its product is annotated as metalloendoproteinase 1-like. Gene Ontology annotation, cellular component: extracellular matrix. Gene Ontology annotation, molecular function: metalloendopeptidase activity; zinc ion binding. Gene Ontology annotation, biological process: proteolysis; collagen catabolic process; extracellular matrix organization. The record is from RefSeq and is a predicted model, not a curated record. Lineage: Eukaryota; Viridiplantae; Streptophyta; Magnoliopsida; Cucurbitales; Cucurbitaceae.
AAAACCCUCACAACCCAACCCAUAUUCUUCAAUAUCUUCGUCAAGCCUUUCUACUUGUUUCCUUCCUUAAAAAUAUAACGUCGUUCACAAAACUCAAACUCUUCCUCUUCGCUCUCCUCCUCGCCUCCAUUGCACAAAAUGCAAUCUCCAUACGCGAUCUCCACCCCCAAAAAUUUUCUCCAUUUCAUUUUCCUAAACAUCUCCAAGGUUCCAGAAAGGGCGACACCAUAGAAGGAAUCCACAGCGUGAAGCUUUACCUUCAACAUUUCGGCUAUUUGAUCAAUGUUUCAAUCCAUGCUCACAACACAUUCGACGACCCUUUGGAAUCUGCACUCAAAAUGUACCAAAAAAACUACCACCUCAAUGCCAUCGGCGUUCUUGAUGCCGAGACGUUAACGCUAUUGUCCACGCCUCGAUGUGGGCAUCCUGACAUAGUACACCUAGAUUAUGCCAUCGUCCCCGGAAGACCCAAAUGGCUACCCACCAAAUACCACCUCACCUACGCAUUCAUCCACAACUUCCCUCCAAACUUUGAGGCGCCAGUGCGGUGCUCUUUAAAUGCGUGGUCGGGCGUCAGCAAGUUUACAUUCUCGGAGACGACCGAAGCGGCGGCCGACGUGAAAAUAAGCUUCGAGAGAGGGGACCAUGGCGAUGGGUAUCCUUUCUACAACCCAAACAUUUUGGCGCAUGCUUUCUACCCGACGGACGGGAGACUUCACUUAAAUGUGGAUCAAAAUUGGGUGUGGGGAUCUGUGGCUUUUGCAUCGGAUGUGCAGACGGUGUCGCUGCAUGAACUUGGACAUACUCUUGGCCUUGCCCACAGUCUUGAUGAAGGAGCUGUAAUGUAUGCCUACAUUCCUCAAGGAGUCGUGAAAAGCUUGACUCCGGAUGAUAUUGCAGGGAUAACUGAUUUAUAUGGUAGUUAG